CCGGUCCCGCCUAUGGGCGCCGGGCGCGCCAGCUACGCCGCUGGCCAUUGGCGCGAGCCGGCCCGCCCCAGCCAAUCCCGGCCGCGCCCGCCGCAAGAUGGCGGCGCGGCGCCGAGCGGACCGAGCGCUCCCGCCAUGUUGGCGCUCAUGGCUGCUCGCCAGGCCGGGCUGGACGACCCCGCGCGGCUGCGCCGGGCCGAGCGCACCCGGAGGGUUCUAAGUUUGGAAUUAAAUAAAGACAGAGAUGUGGAAAGAAUACAUGGAAGUGGUAUCAACACCCUUGAUAUUGAGCCUGUUGAGGGAAGAUACAUGUUAUCUGGUGGAUCAGAUGGCGUUAUUGUACUUUAUGACCUUGAAAACUUGAGCAGGAAACCAAGUUACACAUGUAAAGCACUUUUUUCUGUUGGAAGGAGCCAUCCUGAUGUACAUAAAUUCAGUGUGGAGACAGUCCAGUGGUAUCCUCAUGACACUGGCAUGUUUACAUCGAGCUCAUUUGACAAAACCUUGAAAAUAUGGGAUACAAAUACUUUACAACCUGCAGAUAUAUUUCACUUUGAGGGAACAGUCUAUAGCCAUCACAUGUCUCCAGUCGCUACAAAGCAUUGUUUAAUAGCAGUUGGUACCAAAAGCCCCAAAGUACAGCUCUGUGACUUGAAGUCUGGAUCCAGUUCUCACAUUCUGCAGGGUCACAGACAAGAAGUAUUGGCAGUGUCUUGGUCCCCACGUCACGAAUAUAUUUUGGCAACAGGAAGUGCUGAUGGCAGAGUAAAAUUGUGGGAUGUGAGGAGAGCUUCUGGGUGUCUGAGUACACUUGAUCAGCACAAUGGGGAAAAGUCCAAAUCAUCUUCUGAGGCAGCAAAUACUGCUCAUAAUGGGAGAGUUAAUGGUUUAUGCUAUACAAAUGAUGGACUUCAUCUGCUAACCAUUGGAACAGAUGAUCGGAUGCGACUCUGGAACAGCUCCACUGGAGAAAACACCUUAGUGAACUAUGGGAAAGUCUGUAAUGAAAGUAGGAAAGGACUCAAAUUUGCCAUUUCUUGUGGCUGUAAUCCAGAGUUUGCCUUUGUUCCAUAUGGAAGUACCAUUGCUGUAUAUACGGUUUUCACAGGAGAACUGAUAACUAUGCUUAGAGGGCAUUAUAGUACUGUCAACUGCUGUGUAUUUCAACCUCAUUUUCAGGAACUUUAUAGUGGUAGCAAAGACUGCAAUAUCCUUGCAUGGAUACCAGCUCCACGAGAGGCAGUUCCUGAUGACAUUUCUGAAAAGUGUCUGCCUCAACAACAUUUAAAUCCAGCAUAUGAAGAUGCAUGGAGCAGCAGUGAUGAUGAAGGUUGAAUUUAAAUUAUGAGCUGACAUAAAAUUGACAUUCAGGCACUGCAUUCACAGACUUUAUCUACAGAAUUUAACAUUGUUGGAUUAAUCACAACUGGAUUUUAGGUACAGUUCUGUUAGAGCUUGGUCUUUCAGAAAUAAGUUUCCACUGUUCUCUGUGUUUCUUUGUCACUGUAAAGUUAAAUCCAAAGGAUUACUUUUUCAUACUUGCUGACUUUUGUACUUAAAUAUUUUGUACAUACACAUUGGUAUACUUUAUUCAGUGUUGAACAGGUGAUAAAGAAAAAAUAAAAGCCCUUGGGACCAGUCAAAAUUA
Molecule: messenger RNA, 1648 nt
Organism: Oenanthe melanoleuca
Lineage: Eukaryota; Metazoa; Chordata; Aves; Passeriformes; Muscicapidae
Gene: ERCC8
Product: ERCC excision repair 8, CSA ubiquitin ligase complex subunit
Exons: 12
Coding region: 13-1335 (440 amino acids)
Biological process (GO): protein polyubiquitination; transcription-coupled nucleotide-excision repair; proteasome-mediated ubiquitin-dependent protein catabolic process
Cellular component (GO): nucleotide-excision repair complex; Cul4A-RING E3 ubiquitin ligase complex
Molecular function (GO): protein binding
Source: RefSeq, a predicted model, not a curated record